UACCCUAAGCUGCAAAUUAUGUUAAACAAUUCAGCCAAACAUACCCAAGCAACAAUUCUCUUUCUCACUGGAAAGUGUCUUGGAGCUGGACCAAGCUCCUUUAACUUCAUUGUUCUACUUUAUCAUUCUUUUGCUUUGAUCACCUCCAGUGAAACUUCGAUCUUUGCAUGUGUGGGGUAGGGGGAUACUUAUUGUUACUUUCAGUCAGUAAUUAAAAAAACUGCUCUUCCAUUAUAGGAUUAAGCCAAUCUUCUCAUUAUUAGUUUCUAAUAAAGGGAUCACCUGGGGUGUUUUCUGGUUACCUAAUCCCUGGGAUUUUUACUUUGGUGGUGCACCAUUGGCGGGGUCUUCGUUUGUAGUCUUAAGCAAAGUAGUAAAGGUUGUUCCUUUAAGUUAUAUACCCAUGUUUUGCUUAAGGGAGUAGUUUCAGUUUUCACUGAUUUGGUUCUGUUAUCUUUUUCUUGCUUUGAUGAUGAUUGGCUGAGGCCUGAGAGAGAUGAAACUUCUUGGAGAUUGAGUUCCAGUUUUUUUGGAAGUUUUAAAAAAAUGGGGUUUCAUAGUCAAUUUGAAGUUACUCUCCUGCUGUUCACCAUAUGUAUUACUCUCAGUGUUAUGUCAGUUGAUGGAUCAUCAGCAAGAACUUCAUGGCCGCCACCAAUAAGAAUGCCUGCAAAAACACCAACCAUCUAUCCUACCGGGCUAGUCCAACCACCAUCAACAGAUCCAGAUCCAGCGCCUUCUCUGACACGAAGACCUCCCGGCUUUGGCAGGACUAGAAAUGGAAAGUUAGCCUCUUCCCCUUCUAGCAAAGUGUUCCAUCAUUUAUCAUCUUCUCCGGAUCACUCUCCAAAUAAAGCAAUCCAUCCACACCAUGCCCUGAAGCCUUUAAGUAUUUCGGUUGCACCUACUUCACCAUCGUUUGGAUACCCUGGGAAGAAUCGGAUGCUUGGUCCUGUAUCCUCACCUUCAAUAUGGUUUUAUAAGCAUCAUCAUGCAAGGAAACAUUUCAGAAAUUCUGCUCCUCAACCCUCCUAUUCAAUUCAUCAACCUGCUUCCAGGCAGCAAGUUCCUGCAGUUUCUCCUUCUCAGUAUUCCACUCCUAGCUGGAUUUCACCAGCACCAACACCUACGGCCCCAUCAAGCCACUUUCAUAAAGUGCCCAUUCUUCAACCGGCAAUUUUUCCAACCGCUUCUUCCAUGAAGAAGAUGAAGGCUCCGCCACCAUCCAUCGUUAUGGCACUACCACCUCCACCUCCUAAUAAAGAUUGUACGUCAGUGGCAUGCAGCGAGCCCUUAACAUAUACACCUCUCGGAUCACCUUGUGGUUGUGUCUGGCCAAUUCAAGUUAAGCUUCGGCUUGGUGUUUCAAUAUACACAUUUUUUCCUUUGGUUUCAGAACUGGCUCAGGAAAUUGCUGCUAGUGUAAGACUAAAUCACAGCCAAGUUCGGAUUAUGGGAGCAAAUGCAGCUAGUCAAGAGCUAGAGAAAAGUACGGUCCUCAUCAACUUGGUACCAUGGGAAGUAAAAUUUGACUAUUCAACCGCGUUAUUUAUCUAUAAGAAAUUUUGGAACCAACAGGUCUUCAUAAAGGUUUCUCUUUUUGGUCCCUAUGAAGUUGCAUAUGUUCGUUAUCCAGGGCUUCCACCCUCUCCUCCUGCAGCGAGUUCCAGUGUUUCUGUUGUCGAUGAUGGGCCAUACACUGGUCGUAACUAUCAUGGACAAGCGAUAAAACCUUUAGGAGUCGAUGUUCCUACGAGGAAGAGAGAAGGGCUUACACGAAGCAUGAUAGCUGUGAUUGUUCUGUCAUCUUUUUCAGCCUUUGUUGUAUGCUUGGGGAUCGUUUGGCUUAUUCUUUGGAAAUUCGGAGCUUGUGUCAAAGAACCUAAACAUGUACCACAAACUACAACAUUUUCUCCAUCCAAACCAUCAGGGUCUGCUAGGCCUGUUAUGCAAGGAAGCAAAUCCAGUGCUACAUCAAUGUCUUUUAGUUCCAGUGGGAUGACAUAUACUGGAUUGGCAAAGAACUUCACCUUGAAUGAUAUAGAAAGAGCGACAAAUAGCUUUGAUGAUUCUAGGGUGAUUGGUGAAGGAGGUUUUGGCAUUGUCUAUAGAGGCAGUUUGGAUGAUGGAGCUGCAGUGGCUGUUAAAGUUCUGAAGAGGAAGGACCAACAUGGGGGACAAGAAUUCUUGGCAGAAGUGGAGAUGCUUAGCCGCCUGCACCAUAGAAAUCUGGUUAAACUGAUUGGUAUUUGCACCGAGGACAAUAUACAUUGUCUUGUCUACGAACUUGUUCCGAAUGGAAGUCUUGAAUCCCAUUUACACGGAGCUGAGAAGGAAACCAAUCCACUUGACUGGGGUGCCCGUAUGAAGAUUGCUCUCGGUGCAGCCCGAGGCUUGGCAUAUUUACAUGAAGACUCCAACCCCCGGGUUAUACAUCGAGACUUCAAAUCCAGCAACAUCUUGCUGGAACAUGAUUUUACCCCUAAAGUUUCGGAUUUUGGAUUGGCUAGAACCGCUUUGGAUGAAGGGAAUAAAUACAUCUCAACACAUGUAAUGGGAACGUUUGGUUACUUGGCUCCAGAGUACGCAAUGACCGGACACCUUCUUGUCAAAAGUGAUGUUUAUAGUUAUGGGGUAGUCCUACUUGAGCUCUUAACAGGGAGGAAACCUGUGGACUUGUUGCAGCCCCCAGGUCAAGAAAAUCUCGUUGCAUGGGCUCGUACACUCCUAACAGACAAGGAAGGUUUAGAAACCAUUAUCGAUCCGGUCAUAAAAUCUGAUAUCUUGUUAGAUAGCAUUGCCAAGGUAGCGGCGAUUGCAUCGAUGUGCGUGCAGCCAGAAGUUUCUCAUCGUCCAUUCAUGGGCGAAGUUGUUCAAGCAUUAAAACUCGUAUGUAAUGAAUUUGAUGAGAAAAUGGAGGUCGAACCGAAGGCUGGCAUCCAGGACUUUCCUACGACAGUAGAUAGUAAGCUUAGUAGACUUUCAAGUGAGCUUGUGGAAGCUUCACAGACCUAUCACCCAACACCUGGCUAUGACUAUAGCCGUGAAAGCAAUAUAGCACUGUCUGCAGUGGAUUUUUUAAGUGUCCCACCAGGGCUUGAGGUGCAGGAGCCUGGGUCGUUUCGGAGGCACUCGUGCUCGGCCCCUCUAGGAACAGGAAGGAGAAGACAUUUCUUGCAGAGAAUACGAAGUUUUUCGAGAGGCAGCCGAAGUGAGCACGGAUUUUCUGUCAAAUUUUGGCGAGGGUCUCGUUAAAAUUUUGCUAAAACCCCUUUCCAUUGAUGUCACAAUAUCUUCCAUGAGUAAUUAGUGUUGGCUUUCUUGAACAAGAACUGGGAAAUUUUCUGAAUGCAGACAGAUGCUUUAUUCUG
Messenger RNA from Hibiscus syriacus, 3371 nucleotides. RefSeq names its product receptor-like serine/threonine-protein kinase ALE2. Gene Ontology annotation, biological process: protein phosphorylation. The record is from RefSeq and is a predicted model, not a curated record. The coding region runs from base 547 to 3255 and encodes 902 amino acids. The transcript has 11 exons. NCBI's taxonomy places the organism in Eukaryota, Viridiplantae, Streptophyta, Magnoliopsida, Malvales, Malvaceae. Gene Ontology annotation, molecular function: protein kinase activity; ATP binding.